Messenger RNA from Oryzias latipes (Japanese medaka), 728 nucleotides. RefSeq names its product ring-box 1, E3 ubiquitin protein ligase (gene rbx1). The record is from RefSeq and is a predicted model, not a curated record. Gene Ontology annotation, molecular function: zinc ion binding. Lineage: Eukaryota; Metazoa; Chordata; Actinopteri; Beloniformes; Adrianichthyidae.
GAGUUCAAAUCUCGGUGGGACCUGAGAUUUUUCUUCCACCCUCGUCUAUGGAAUCACUUACUAUCUUCUUUAAAGUUGUGCUUAUUUAUUAAUUAAUUUAUUUAAUUUUUAAAUGAAAUUCAUGUUUUGGUUGUUAUUUUAUUUCGUCUUUCCCGUCUCAGUCGGUUAAGUUAAUGAACUUAACCGACUGAGACUGUUGCUACAUCCGGACGGCUUUGUACAGACGACGUUUCAAGAUGGCAGCAGCGAUGGACGUUGACACACCGAGUGGUGCUAACAGUGGCUCAAGCAAGAAACGCUUCGAAGUUAAAAAGUGGAAUGCUGUGGCGCUGUGGGCCUGGGACAUUGUUGUGGAUAACUGCGCCAUCUGUAGAAACCACAUCAUGGAUCUCUGCAUAGAAUGUCAAGCCAACCAAGCAUCUGCAACCUCAGAGGAAUGCACAGUAGCCUGGGGGGUCUGCAAUCAUGCAUUCCAUUUCCAUUGUAUUUCCCGCUGGUUGAAAACCAGACAAGUGUGUCCCCUUGAUAACAGAGAGUGGGAGUUUCAGAAAUAUGGACAUUGAGUCGGCCUGCCGCUCACUUCCUGCAAGAAUCAAUUUCACUGCUUCUUCAAUCCCAGCGGCUUGUAUUAUUUUCCACACUUUUGUUUUAGUAUGUUGUAAUUAAAUGGUGAGCUUGUAAGGUAAAAAGUUUGAAAUAAUAAAUGGAAAAAAACUGGGAAUUAACCU